AUGCAAAUCCAGGCUUCAAUACCCGUUCACGGUGCCAGUCGCAACCAAGAGAAAGAGAAGAUAGAGGUCAAGUCGCCUCCUGUUGCGGAACAGACUGCUCGGGAUGCGCCCAUGAGUCUCAUUCAAGAAAUCAGAGAAAAUAUGGCAUUGCCACAACAACCAUCCACAACACUGGAUAUAUCCGAAGAUAGCAUCGUCAGUAGUAUUGUUCCCGAAGAGCUUGCUUCGCUAUCCAGUCGUUGGCUUUUCAUGAGUACAGAGCCCGUCGAUAUCUAUUACAAGUCUUCUCUUCUUCUAGGGACUUGUAUCCUCGCAGGGUUUCACAGUGUUCCGACUUUACACGGGUCUGACUUACACCGCGUGUUAUAUCGGCAUGUUCAUAGUCUGUUGGGCCGGGCACAUCUAGCAUCGUCUGCUUCGCUCGACACAAUUCAAGCGAUGCUUAUUUUCUCAAUGUGGGAUCUAAGACCGACUCGAGAUCACGACCAUGGAAAUUCUUGGUUACUCAGUGGUAUGACUGCUAUGCAGGUUGUUAUGACGACACGCUUUGAUCAGCUUUUAUGCGCGCAUACUUCCAAUUAA
Penicillium maclennaniae is the source of this 582-nucleotide messenger RNA. RefSeq lists its product as uncharacterized. Bases 1 to 582 code for a protein of 193 amino acids. The transcript has 3 exons. NCBI's taxonomy places the organism in Eukaryota, Fungi, Ascomycota, Eurotiomycetes, Eurotiales, Aspergillaceae. The record is from RefSeq and is a predicted model, not a curated record.